GAACUUUUUGCUUUGGUCCGCAUAGUUGAGGGGAAGAUUUUCCUAAUGCACCAGCUUGUCGUGUCAUCGAUAUAAACAAUGUCGGUUGUUGUGGAGAGUUAAAAAUCCAUAAGAAGAAACAUCACAUACAAUGCCCCCAAUCCACCAAUCUAGGAGCCGUAGCCCAGAUCCUGAAACCAGACCUAAAAGAAGAAGACACAGUAGUUCUAGUAGCAACAGUAGUGAUAGACGGUCAUCAAGUCCUUCAGUGAAGCCUAGUAAACAUAGUUCUGGAUGGACUCGGUCCCGGUCCCGGUCCCGGUCUCGGUCCCGGUCCCGUUCCAGAGAGAGAAAUGGGUUUAAACAUAACAAUGGAAAUCACCACAGUCCCUCCAGAUCAAGAGACAGGGAUUUUAGAUCCAGCCAACGAGAUGUGACGAACUAUGGAAAUCAUGAUAAAUCACGUUUUGAACAUUACGAUAAAAGAGAGGAAAUUAUUCGUCAGAGGCAAGAAGCCUUCAUAUCCAGGCGAUUGCAAGAACGUGAACGAAUUGCAGAACUGGGAGCCCCUGAAGUCUGGGGACAGUCCCCAAAAGUUCCAGAACCAGAUUCAGAUGAGCAUACUCCAGCAGAAGAUGACUUUAAAAACCAAAGUAGUUCAAACUCCGAUUCUGAAGAGGAAAGCAAAAAGAAGAAAAAGAAAAAAAGAAAGUCCAAAAAAGGGAAAAAAAAGAAGCAAAGAAAACACAAUGAUGAUAGUGCUAGUGACUCUGAGAAUAGCUCUGAAGUGGAAGAUGACAGAAAAAAAAAGAAGAAAAGAAAAAGCAAGCAUAAAAAAAAAAAGUCAAAGAAGCGAAAAACUAAAAAGAAUAAAAAAGAAUCCAGCAGCUCCAGUAGUGAACAAUCGGAAGAGGAGGAAGAUGAUCCCAGAAAUGAGAUUUGGGUUGAGAGAUCUAAUAACCAUGAGGAGAACUUUGUUGGUCCUGAUGCUCCAAUUACACACAUGUCACAGGAUGACAAACCUUUGAAUUAUGGCCAUGCCCUGCUCCCAGGUGAAGGAGCAGCUAUGGCUGAAUAUGUUAAAGCAGGAAAGCGUAUUCCUAGAAGAGGUGAAAUUGGUCUGACAAGUGAAGAGAUUGCAUCGUUUGAGCAUGCUGGUUAUGUAAUGAGUGGGAGCAGGCAUCGCCGUAUGGAAGCUGUGCGUUUGAGAAAGGAAAACCAGAUCUACAGUGCUGAUGAGAAGAGAGCUUUGGCAUCAUUUAAUCAAGAAGAACGAAGAAAAAGAGAGAAUAAAAUUCUUUCUAGCUUCAGAGAAAUGGUGUAUAGGAAAACAAAAGCCAAAGAUGAUAAAUGAAACUUUUUCCACUGUGCUAACAUUUUGCUGGUAAUAUAAGUAAUUACUUACAGCAACACUUUUUUUAUAUUAAUAUUAAAAGAAAUGAUAAGGUGCACGCUCUAAGGGUAAACUGAUGACAGCUUUGAUGUGUUUUCCAUGUAAAGUUGCCUUUUCCAUUUUUUAGUAAGUUUUUUCUGGUUUGUAUAAAUUACCUUGGUGUCUAUUGGGUAAAUGAGAGUUCAACAUUCUAAUUUUUAAAUUUGAAUUUGUAUGAUAUAAUGUCAGAAAAGGUCUGUUUUUCCUCAUUGUAUGCCUACUAUCACUUAGUUUAUUCAAAAGCCUGUUUUUCCCAAAGCUGUUUACAUACUUGCGUACAUUUAGGAUAUCCAGAAAAGAUCUUGUAAAUACAUUUUGUGUUGUAUUGUUUUUGAAUGCACAUGGUUUAUUAGAAAAUGCAUAUUUAUUUACUGUAAGAUGAUAGUUAUUUUUACUGAAAAAUGUAUACAGUUAAUAAUUGAAUUAGCAGAGGUUUGUAUUGUGUGUUCUAAAUUAACAGUGCAAAAUUGAAACUAUUGAUGGACCAUGUAAGAGUUAGAUCAUUUUUACUUCAUGACAGUAUAAGAAGAGCAGAUGAUUUGAAUUGUGUUUUUUUUUUUGAAAAUUUU
This is a messenger RNA of Polypterus senegalus (gray bichir), 1980 nucleotides long. RefSeq names its product NFKB activating protein (gene nkap). The record is from RefSeq and is a predicted model, not a curated record. Gene Ontology annotation, molecular function: chromatin binding. The coding region runs from base 131 to 1333 and encodes 400 amino acids. Gene Ontology annotation, biological process: regulation of gene expression. The transcript has 10 exons. NCBI's taxonomy places the organism in Eukaryota, Metazoa, Chordata, Cladistia, Polypteriformes, Polypteridae. Gene Ontology annotation, cellular component: nucleus.